AUGGCGGAUCCCCAACUUCUUCACUCCCACCAUCUUCUUUCACUCUAUCUUCUCCUCUCUUCUCUCCUCGUCACCACCUCACCGGUACAAGGUAACUGGCCGAACCAUGGCGGAGAUUUGCAAAACAGGAGAUACGCCAACAGGGAGACCAAAAUCAGCCCGGCGACGGUUUCCGAUCUCCGAUUGGAGUGGGAAUUUUACGCCGGUGGCGACAUAUGUGUAACUCCGGCGAUCUCCAACGGCGCAGUCUAUUUUCCGAGCUGGAAUGGAUUCCUCUACGCCGUCGGAGCCGCCAAUGGAACUCUUCUAUGGAAGAAGAAUUUGCAGAAACUCACGGGUUUCAGCAAUACCGGUUUCAUCCUGAAUGUUAACUCGACGGUGUCGAGAUCGACUCCCACGGUGGCCGGAGAGCUGCUCCUCGUCGGAAUCUAUGGACCCGCCGCCGUUGUCGCCGUUAAAAGAUCGACGGGGAAUCUGGUUUGGUCGACGAGGCUGGAUUAUAAUAAUAGAAGCUUCAUCAGCAUGUCCGGCACAUACUACAAAGGGAGUUUCUACGUUGGAACAUCCUCACUUGAAGAAGGGCUUCCCCUUGAGCAAUGCUGCACAUUCCGGGGCAGCUUUGCCAAACUUGACGUUAGAACUGGUGUCAUCCAAUGGCAAACCUUCAUUGAAAACCACGGCGCCACCGGAGAAUAUGCCGGAGCCGCCAUUUGGGGUAACAGCCCUGCCAUCGACCCCGUCAGGAACCUCGUCGACAUUGCCACUGGCAACCUCUACUCGGCGCCACUCCGCUCUGACGCUGAUUUCGGGGAGGCACCAAUGAUUUUGAGCGUGUUUGUGCGUAGAAUGAAGCGUGCUUUUCAGAAAAGUGGAUUCGCGUGGGCUCUCGAUCGUAACAAUGGCAGUCUUGUUUGGUUUAAGGAAAGUUUUGCUGGACCGGGAGGGCUCGGCGGGGGCAGGAUGUGGGGCGCCGCCACGGACGAGAAGAGGGUCUACACGAACAUAGCCAACAGCCAACACAAGAACUUCACACUCAGACCAUCAAACACAAGUACUACAAUUGCAGGAGGGUGGGUAGCAAUAGAAGCUAAAAGCGGAAACAUCCUCUGGUCGACCACCAACCUUAACGAUGCCACCGCCCCGGGACCGGUUAUGAUGGCCAACGGGGUCGUGUUUGCCGGAUCUACUUAUUGGCAAGGACCGAUAUAUGCGAUGGACGUAAAGCCAGGGAAAAUUCUUUGGUCACAUGACACUGCAGCUACUGUUUAUGGAGGCAUAUCAGUGAGCAAUGGGUGCAUUUAUGUUGGAAAUGGUUACAAAGAACAUAUUGGAUUUGUUAACAAGAAUUACACAGCUGGUAACUCCCUCUAUGCCUUCUGUGUCUAA
Molecule: messenger RNA, 1386 nt
Organism: Momordica charantia (bitter melon)
Lineage: Eukaryota; Viridiplantae; Streptophyta; Magnoliopsida; Cucurbitales; Cucurbitaceae
Source: RefSeq, a predicted model, not a curated record